Molecule: messenger RNA, 2072 nt
Organism: Eupeodes corollae
Lineage: Eukaryota; Metazoa; Arthropoda; Insecta; Diptera; Syrphidae
Gene: Rpn6
Product: 26S proteasome non-ATPase regulatory subunit 11
Exons: 3
Coding region: 268-1533 (421 amino acids)
Biological process (GO): ubiquitin-dependent protein catabolic process
Cellular component (GO): proteasome regulatory particle, lid subcomplex
Molecular function (GO): protein binding; structural molecule activity
Source: RefSeq, a predicted model, not a curated record
UGGAAUGACUAGCGCUUGUCCGUCCAUACUUGUACCGCAAUUCACGUAUUGACACACAAGUCGUCUUAUUUUUUGUUAAGAAAAGAAAGAAAAAAGGUCAAACGAAUCAACAUCUUCAGGAAAGAAAACACGAGAAACAUCAUAGCAAAAAAAAUAUCUAAAAAUUAACAGCGAAUACAUUUUAAUAUCGAAUCUUUUUAUCGAACAAAAUUUGUUGCUAAAAGAAUAAAACAGAACAAAUCUCUCAUCACCAUCAAAGAUCAAACAAUGGCCGGUGCUACGAAAAUUGAGCGAGCACAAGAGCUCUCAACCCGCAGUCCAAAACACGGCAUUGACUUCCUCAAUAAAAUCGUUCGAGAACAAGAGGUGGCCGAGAACGAUGAGGAAUUGAUUCGCAUCAAGGAGCAGGGUAUCCAGCAGCUGGGUGAACUCUACAAACAAGAUGGCAAGGCCAAAGAGUUGGCUGACCUCAUUAAGGUAACAAGACCUUUCCUCAGUUUGAUUAGCAAGGCGAAGGCCGCCAAGUUGGUCAGAUCUUUGGUUGAUUUGUUCUUGGAUAUGGAAGCGGGCACUGGCAUCGAGGUGCAGCUUUGCAAGGAUUGCAUCGAAUGGGCCAAGCAAGAGAAGAGAACUUUCCUUCGCCAAUCGCUGGAGGCCCGUUUGAUUGCUUUGUACUUCGACACUGGCCUAUAUCCAGAAGCUCUGCAAUUGGGCUCACAAUUGCUCAAAGAACUGAAGAAACUGGACGAUAAGAAUCUCCUUGUUGAAGUCCAGUUGUUGGAAUCCAAGACCUACCAUGCCCUCAGCAACUUGCCUAAAGCUCGAGCUGCUCUAACAUCUGCUCGCACAACAGCAAACGCAAUUUACUGUCCUCCAAAAGUGCAAGGCUCUCUAGAUUUGCAGUCGGGCAUUCUGCAUGCCGCAGACGAGCGCGACUUCAAGACCGGAUUUUCUUACUUCUAUGAAGCGUUUGAAGGAUUCGAUAGUGUGGACGCUGGCCGCGCCUUGACUGCUCUCAAGUACAUGUUGUUGUGCAAGAUUAUGCUGGGACAGUCUGAUGAUGUUAAUCAAAUAAUCAGUGGGAAGCUGGCAAUUACAUAUUCCGGAAGAGACAUUGAUGCAAUGAAAUCAGUUGCCGAGGCAUCCCACAAACGUUCUCUUGCCGAUUUCCAACAAGCUCUAAAGGACUACAAGAAGGAACUAGCUGAGGAUGUCAUUGUCCAAGCACAUUUGGGAACACUAUAUGACACGAUGUUGGAGCAAAAUUUAUGCAGAAUCAUUGAACCAUAUUCUAGAGUUCAGGUUUCACACGUUGCCGAUUGUAUUAAGCUUCCAAUGCCACAAGUCGAAAAGAAAUUGUCACAAAUGAUUUUGGAUAAAAAAUUCAGCGGUAUCCUCGAUCAAGGUGAAGGCGUACUUAUUGUAUUCGAAGAAACAACCGUCGACAAGACCUACGAACGCGUGCUAGAGACAAUUCAAAGUAUGGGAAAAGUUGUUGACACGCUCUAUCAGAAGGCUAAGAAAUUGUCAUAGACGUUAGGACUUUAAAUGGGGAUUGAUUUCUUAUAAUUAUAAUACAAAAAAAAAACAGGUUUUGUUUAUUGUGGGAUAAUAUCAAAUUCAUUACCGUAAAGUAAAAAACAAACAAAUUAAUUAACAUAAAUACUUUUUCCUUCUGUCCGAAGAAUAACUAUUCAUAAAUAUUAUAUUUUAAUUUUCUAUUAUUCAAAUUUUUCGUUAGUCAAAAUAUAAAAAUAUAAAAAAAAUUGAAACUGAAACUGAAACCAACAACUUUACAUGCAACAAUAAUAAUUCAAAAAUAUUUUUUUCCCAAUGUCUUUUAAUACAUACAUCAAAUUAUUAUCAUUAUAAACGUAAUAUUAAAAACAAAAUUAACAACUGGAUACAAUGGUUUUUUUAUUUGACGAGGGCAUUUUGAAAUUAUUCUUACCACAUUAGUUAUGUAAGGAAAAAUAAUAUUAAAAAAAUAAAUACUGUUUAAAGAUGUCAAAAAAUAAAGAAAAAAUGUAUUGCUACCUUGGCCACAUUUUGUGGAUGUUUUUUAGCACAAA